This is a messenger RNA of Ruditapes philippinarum (Manila clam), 4825 nucleotides long. RefSeq names its product peptidyl-prolyl cis-trans isomerase 6-like. The transcript is spliced from 4 exons. Gene Ontology annotation, cellular component: intracellular membrane-bounded organelle. The coding region runs from base 85 to 720 and encodes 211 amino acids. Gene Ontology annotation, biological process: protein folding; protein peptidyl-prolyl isomerization. Gene Ontology annotation, molecular function: peptidyl-prolyl cis-trans isomerase activity. The record is from RefSeq and is a predicted model, not a curated record. Lineage: Eukaryota; Metazoa; Mollusca; Bivalvia; Venerida; Veneridae.
AUUUACUUCUGAAUAAAAACGGGACGUUUGAGUUUGAUGACGAAACAAAUGUAACAAAAAGCUGAAAGCGUCUGUCGAACGGAGAUGAUUCAACGUGGAAAAAUGAAUUCUUUGUUGUCAUAUUUCGUGUUUUUGACAGUUUCUUGUUUAUCGAUAGAAACAAGAGCAGAACAAGCUCAAGUGACAGAUGUUGUUUAUUUUGAUAUAAGCAUUGGCGAUGAGCCUGCUGGUAGAAUUGAGAUUGGUUUAUUUGGAGAGAUUGUCCCAAAAACUGUUAAAAACUUUGUUCAACUUUCUACAUAUGAGAAUGGUUAUGGAUACAAAGGGAGCAAAUUUCACAGAGUGAUAGACAAGUUUAUGAUUCAAGGUGGUGACUUCACCAAUGGAGAUGGCACUGGGGGUAAAAGUAUCUAUGGGGACAGAUUUGAUGAUGAAAAUUUAGUUGAUUUAAAACACUAUGGCCCAGGAUGGGUCAGUAUGGCUAAUGCAGGUGAAAACACUAAUGGCUCCCAGUUCUUUAUCACAACAAUAGCAACCCCCUGGUUAGAUGGCCACCAUGUCGUGUUUGGCAAGGUUUUGUCUGGCAUGGACGUGGUGAGGAAAAUUGAAGCUGUCGAAAAAGAUGUGUACGAUCACCCAACAACUGAAGUUAUUAUCAAGGACGCAGGCAUUGUAGCUGACAAGAAAGCAUUUAAGACCGAUCUAGUGGGGGUAGAAUAGUCACUGACAGCCAUGGUUGUAAAUUGAUAUGAAGCUAUGCAACAUUGAUGGAAAAACGAAAAAAAAUAAAUCUUAGAUAUUUUGAGUAAUGAGUGCAUUUGUUUUAUUUUUUUGUCUGUAGGAUCUAUGUUCUUAAAUAUAUUUUUUCAAUGUCAAAGGUGAAACAAUUAAUUUCAUUUCAAAACAAAAUGUUGUAGUGAAGUUUAGAAUGAAUUGAAUAGAAUGCAAUGGGAAAAAAAUUGUAGUGAAAAGAAAUUAGAAAUAAAAGACAAAAGGAAUUAGAAAAAAACAUAUAGAAUUAACAUGUUACCUAUAUAGACAUACAUUUUAGAAUGUUCUUUUUUUUUAAUUUUUGAAAAGUUACCACCAUAUCGACACACUAAAUAUGCAAAUUGUGUUUCAGAUCUUUCCUUAUAUAAGUCAUUUUCACAAAACAUAGUUUAUUAUAAAUAUUGAUAUGUUCAUGUACAUUCUAAAGAUGUAUUGGCUGCUAGUGUAAAAACACUUACUGCGAAUUCACUUAUAUUCGUUGGCAUGAAAUUUCGUGGUUUUAUCAAAACCCGCAUUUUCGUGGGUUCUUAAAUUUGCGGAUUUUCAAUUUUUUGUAAAAAAAAUAAAAUAAAUAACCUAAUGCAAAGUAAUCUUACAUUAAUCGCUGUGCAUUUUACUUACUGUAUAUACAUAUCUUUACGUGUCUCACAGCAAUUGUGAAUAAAUUUAAUCAUUACCUCUGGGCAUUCAUUACAUAAAAUCGUUGGAAAAGCGCCAAUGCAUGUUUGUAAUAUAUAGAAUAGAGACAUGGCAAGAAGUAUUUGUUGGGAUAAAAUUUCGUCGGAUCUUAAAUUCGUAGAUUGACCAACACACGAAAACCACGAAAAAUUUGUGCCCCACGAAUGAUAAUGAUUUUACAGUAUUUAGAUUAAUUAUUUCUUUGAUGCCCUUUUUAUGUUUUUACUGUCAAGAUCUGAUUAAUUACUUAUUUCUGAAAACAGUUUCCUCGCUGACUCGGGGGAUUAUGUUGGGACUUAUACAACGGGACAAGCAACAUUACUGGAGAUAAACAGCAAUUUAUCUUUUCGUCCAGUGUGUCGCCAUUAUUUCCUGUUGAUUGUCUUUUUUGUCCAUAGUAAACUUGGUAUGCAAGAGAAAUAUAAGUCUACUGGCUUAAGAUUUUAACAGCCAUUUUGUAUUUAAAAUGUCUUAAUAUGAUGUUAUGAAAAUCUAUCAAUCUAACCAUUUUAUAAUAAAACCAUUUAAACACUUUGCUUAUCAACCAAUAUACUUUAAAUUGAAUGCCAGCAUAAGACUGUUUUAUUGAGUCGUUGCAGUUGCUUGUUCCUUUAUAUUGUGCCCCAGGAUUAUGACAUAAUCAAUAUAAAACAUGAUUUUAAUGAAUAAUGUAAGCAGUAGAUAAGGUUGUUGUCUUCAAACCACUUGCCUCUCACCGAUGAAGGUUUGAGCCUGGCAAGUGGCCUCGGAGUCUUUCAUGUGAGAAAGCUAUCCAGCUAGCUUACAAAACAUCAGUGGUUCUACUUGGGUGUCCGUUUUUGCCUGAAAUAAUGCACAGAGAGGCAGUUGAGGUCUUCCUCCACCAAUAAAGCUGGAAAGCCGGCCUUUAGUCUAUACUGUUUUGGUGCAACGUAAAACCCAGUCAAAAGAUAAAAAGAUAGUAGUAGAAGAAAGGAUUAUACCUAUUUGUUAUCAUGUAUAUAUUUUGCAUAUCAUAUUACAUGUAUCAGACAUCUAUGCAAUUAGUAAAACCAAUUUAUACAAUUCCAUGCCUAUUAUAUUUCAGGUACUUUGUAAAAUGUUCAUAUCAAACCUAUAUUUUGUAUCAAAUUAUUUUUGUCUUGCAUGGCUAGAAUCGGUCAUGCCACAUUUUUUUUCACAAAAUUUUGAAUAUUAUGAUUGUGAUUAAACCUUUUUAUAUGUUGAAUGAUAAAUGGAAUUGCUGUGCAAAAAGUUAAGUGGUGGAUUAUUGGUUUAGAGGUCUGUCUGUCAACCCAGGGUUUGUAGGCUUGAGUCUUGCUUGCGUCAUAACCAUGUUUCUGCAUGUGACACCGGAACUGGUCAGUUCCAGAAAGGACUCUCAAGAAAGGUUCCAAUAAACUUAAUACAGGCUUUUUACACAAUUAACUGUAAUAUAUAAUAGAUAAAUCAUAUUUAAACUAAAAGUGCCAAACAUUUAUACUGCUGAUAUUUAAAAUAAAAUAUUUUAUAUUUUUUUUAGUAUUUUAUACACCUUAUACUUUCAAUUUUGUAACCUCCUUAAUGCAUGUUGUGAACUAUCUUUGCAUGGUGACUUGUUUAUAUUGAGGCAAAAAUGUCAAUGUUUCCAAUGUUAGACAAGGCUUGUUCUUAAAUGCUGUAGAUAACAUGAUCUUUUUUCAUUACAGGGAAAUAAUUCUGGAAUACCAGAUUUUAAUAAACUUUUUUGAGUUACUUUCCUUUAGAUGCAUUUUAUAUAAUUAUGAUACUGUUGCACUGUUGUAUAUCUUUUAUAUGGUGGAAAGUUUUUGUUGUCGUUGUGAACAUUCUAAUUCUCUUAUCAGUUGAUUUAAUAAUGACAUAUAUGUUCAUAAUAGCAGGCAUAUCAUGUCACAAUGUCCGUCCAUGUACAGCAGACAAUCGUUAUGCUCAACAUUAUAUAUGAAUUUUGUUAUCAUUCAAAACAAAACAAACUUGAUCGUUUAAGUUAAUUGACACAGGCUAAUGUUUGGUUUAAUUAAGACAGCACUGUUUCUGGUUUUUGAUUGAGAGAAUACAGUGUUUGAUUCAAUUAAGACAACACUGUGUUUGAUUUAAUUAAAACAACACAGUGUCUGGUUUAAUUGAGACAACACAGUGUUUGAUUCAUAUGAGUCACCACAGUUUUUGAUUCAAUUGAGACAUCACAGUGUUUGAUUCAAUUAAGACAACACAGUGUUUGAUUCAAUUAAGACAUCACAGUGUUUGAUUUAAUUGAGAUAACACAGUGUUUGAUUCAAUUGAGACAUCACGUUUGAUUUAAUUGAGAUAACACAGUGUUUGAUUCAAUUGAGACAUCACAGUGUUUGAUUCAAUUAAGACAACACAGUGUUUGAUUCAAUUAAGACAACACAGUGUUUGGUUCAAUUAAGACAACACAGUGUCUGAUUUAAUUGCCAACACAGUGUCAGAUUUAAUUGAGACAACACAAUGUUUGAUUUAAUUGACAACACAGUGUCUGAUUUAAGUGAGACAACACAGUGUCUGAUUUAAUUGAGACAACACAGUGUUUGAUUUAAUUAAGACAUCACAGUGUUUUAUUCAAUUGAGACAACACAGUGUCUGAUUUAAUUGAGACAACACAGUGUUUGAUUUAAUUGAGACAUCACAGUGUUUGAUUCAAUUGAGACAACACAGUGUCAGAUUUAAUUGAGACAACACAGUGUUUGGUUCAAUUAAAACAGCACAGUGUCUGAUUCAAUUAUGAUAAUACAGUUUUUGAUUUAAUUGAGACAUCACAGUGUUUGAUUCAAUUGUGACAUCACAGUGUUUGAUUUAAUUGAGACAACACAGUGUUUGAUUCAAUUAACACAACACAGUUUUUAAAUCAAUGGUCGGUUAAUUUGAGAGUUUGUGACAAUACAAUGUUAGAUUCAAUUAAGGCAACACAAUGUUUGAUUCAAUUUAGACAACACUGUUUUUAGUCUAUGUUUGGAAAUACCAUUUAAUUUAAUAGCUCUUUUGUCCAAUACUUUGUCUACUACUUGAGUUUAUUUGUAAUAUUCUCGAUUCCUGUUCUCUAAGUUUGGGUGUAACCUAAACAACUAAUCAGUUUAGGAAGAAAGAAAUGGUAGCAUGUGAAAAUAGUAUUAUCCUGCUGUUUUAAGAUUGAAGCUCUGUAAAGAAAAAAUAAUAUUCAUCAUGUUUUUUAUGGGAUAAGUACUCUAAGUACAUUUUAGUAAACAACGAAUAAUAAUUUUCAGGAAUGGAUAAAAAUUUGUUUUGGUACAUGAACUUACAUGCAAUAAUAUCUACUGCAAUAGCAUGCAACGUUUGUUCAUAUAUUUUCUAGUCAAUUUUGUUUUCAUGUAACAACAGCUUUACUAUAUUGUUUUGUAGCAAAUAAAUAUUUUCUGCA